AUGGGUAAUACUCACAGUGAUUCCUUGAAUCAUAGUUUCAAGCGUCUUCGUAUGUCCGAAACACAACAGCUAUUGCAAAUGUCCCCUGUCUCGAUUAGUCCGAAAAGAAAGACAACGCAAAGUAACGCACAAUAUUCGGAUCAGAUUGCAAUCGAAUAUAACAACAAGUCGAUUGGUGAAACGCCUAUUAUUUCAUGUGNACCUUUCUGUUUCAGAUUUUCAAUGGGUAAUACUCACAGUGAUUCCUUGAAUCAUAGUUUCAAGCGUCUUCGUAUGUCCGAAACACAACAGCUAUUGCAAAUGUCCCCUGUCUCGAUUAGUCCGAAAAGAAAGACAACGCAAAGUAACGCACAAUAUUCGGAUCAGAUUGCAAUCGAAUAUAACAACAAGUCGAUUGGUGAAACGCCUAUUAUUUCAUGUGAUGAUUCACAUCAAGUUGUGCUCUCUACAACGACAGAUCCAAAAGAUUUACCCACCGUGGCCACGAAUCAGUACAUGAAUUUAUUACCACAUGAGCAAUUAGUAUUGUGUAAUACUCAACUAUUCGCAAAAUCGAUUGCUAUUGACCAUCGGAACGAAGUCGUAGGUUCAGAAUUAUCAGACGAAGAAUUAGUUAUGUGCCUACGUUCCAAAACAUCUUUCUUUUGCUUGUCGGAUGAAGAUGUUUUACGUUGCCUGACAGAAGCCUGCUGCAUUACGAAAAAUUGA
This is a messenger RNA of Adineta ricciae, 708 nucleotides long. The record is from the annotation of a GenBank genome assembly. NCBI's taxonomy places the organism in Eukaryota, Metazoa, Rotifera, Eurotatoria, Adinetida, Adinetidae.